UCCACUUUUGCUCAAACAGAUCUCUCUCUCCCUCGCUCGCUCGCUCGCUUGCUCGAUCGAUCGCCCUGGCCUUGGUGGUUCAUGGAUAUUGAUCUCUGGUGGGCAAUUGGGGGGGUGGUUUCUUAUUCCAGUUUGCAUGGCAACAUUCAGAACAUCAUCGUCGUCGACAUCAACCUCUGAUCAAAUCUCCAUCAACUCAUCGAACCUUUACCUUGUCUUUCUCGGCCUUCUCUUCAUCGUCUUCCUCGUCCUCGUCCACUCUGAAAUUCCUCCAAACCCACCUUCCAUGGCCGCCACCCGGAGGCUCCAGUAUUCCCAUGCUUCUUCACCUGCUGCAUCUUCAACGAAUUCCCACCUCACGAAAACCCUAAAACCGCAGACUUCUUCUUCUUCUUCUUCUUCAACUCCAAGUCGCAGAGAGUUCGAAGGUGCUGCUCAUGCAGUUCCAAGCGGGCCAAACCCCAUUUCAAACAGGUGAGUAACUAAUAAAAGCUUCGGAUGCAGAGAGAGCUGUGAUGUGAUCAACCAGUAGAUUGAAGAUGGUUAUUAUGGGUGUUUAAAACAACCCUAAUUUUGUAUAAUUACUAAGAGAGAUUUUGUGGAGAGAAAGAAAUAUAAUGAGAUAUGGCUUUUAUCUGAUUUUUAUGGUUCAUAUGUACAAACAUAUUAUAGCUCAUCUUGUUUAGAAUUAUU
Molecule: messenger RNA, 693 nt
Organism: Diospyros lotus (date-plum)
Lineage: Eukaryota; Viridiplantae; Streptophyta; Magnoliopsida; Ericales; Ebenaceae
Product: CLAVATA3/ESR (CLE)-related protein 41-like
Exons: 1
Coding region: 137-478 (113 amino acids)
Biological process (GO): xylem development
Cellular component (GO): apoplast
Molecular function (GO): receptor serine/threonine kinase binding
Source: RefSeq, a predicted model, not a curated record